UUUUGGUUAAUGCUUGCACAAUAGAAAGUCAACUAAUAAUCAGUAGCCAAGGUGACUUGAUUGUAGCUGUUGGAAAACAACAACAAAAAUUUAAAAUAGAUGCAACAUUAAGAAAAAGAGGGAGAAAAAUGAUUAUGACCCAGGGUCAUUUAAAUGAACCGGUCAAAUCACGAGACUAAAUGUGGAAUAUCUGGUCAGCACAGGCAGGACAUAACCAGAAAGAAGCUUCCUCUUCCCACAAACACAAUAAUGCAUCCACCAACACAGCGGUCUGAUUCAUUUCAUGCUACAGACGACAAAAGCUUGCAACACAUAAAGCAUCUGUCAGUAGGACAAGGGUGAGGAGCUGUGUCACCCGGUCUCCAUCAGUGAGCAACACUAGAACCAAACUACACCAGACUGUGGUUUGACCUUGCAGAUUAAAGUCUGUGCAAUUUGGAGGUGACAGGAAGCAACAUGCUGCCGUCUGUGCCGGUAGUUCUCAUGCUCCUCAGUUGCACAUGUGGAGAAAACCCUGCAAUACAGUUCACCCUGACCGACAAUGGACUUCACUAUGCAAAGCAUAAAGGCGCCGACUGGAUUCAGGAGAAACCUGACGUCAGUGGUGAAGUGUCCAUGGGCUUGUUGGGCAGCAUUGACUACACACUGUCAGACAUGACUGUAACAAAGUGUGACCUUCCUGAGCCGUCUGUUGAGUUUUACCCCGACGCCACCGGGUUGAAAACCUCCAUCUCAGACCUCAGUGUGGCACUGACUGGCAGCUGGUCCCUCCACUUUAGCUGGAUACAUGACGGGGGAUCCUUCGACAUGGCUGUGUUCCAGGUGGACGUGACGUCCGUAGUGAAGCUGGGGAAGGAUUCAGACGGACGUCUGUCCGUCACCAGCGUCAGCUGCGAUGCUGAAGUGGGAGACGUGGCCCUGCAGUUUGGUGGAGCCAGCUGGAUCUUUGAUCAUGUUGUGGAACAGUUCAAGGGACGAAUCCGCAGUGAAAUAAGAAAAAGAGAGAGUGUUUCUACAUGUGUGACGUGUAUGAUUUCUUUUGACGUGGACCCAGUUCUCAGGCUUGACCUCCCUCUCACUGGCCAACCUGUCAUUGAAGCUUCCAGUCUGACACUGGGUCUUAAGUUCUAUAGCAUCAGAACUCACACGGAUCCUCCCUUUACGGCCCAACCGUUCACACUGCCUGAGCAGCAGGACUACAUGCUGACACUGGGUCUGUCUGAAUUCACGCUCAACUCCGCCUCGUGUGGAUACUACACAGCUGGAGUGCUGCAGACCACCAUCGACGACAGCAUGGUGAGAAUCAGCAGAAUUGGGGAUGAAGGAGGAACCAAAGCUCGGUGUAGAGUUCUGUGGUUAAUGUCCUGUCAGAUACUUCAACACCUCCACAUGCAUCUGAACACCAGCGUGGUCGGGCUCCUCAUUCCUCAGGUGUGCAUUCAUAUCUAGGUUACAUUUGAAGACGACAUAUUAAAAUGUCCCCUGACUUUAGUGUUUUUUCAUUUCUUUUUUUGUCCCCCCUCCGUUUCCUCUCUGGCUGUUUUCAUGUUACUAGAUGAAUAGAUUAAACAUUCUUUCUCUCUCAGCUACUUCAAUUCUGCACAACGACAGUACAGCUUGAAAAAACUACCAAUACAACAGAUGUUCACUGACAAAAAAACCUUAACCAUUACCAUGUAAUGACAUUAAAAACUGAAAUGAAAUGAGCCAUGAGUAUUUUAGUAUCCAUAUUCAUCCAAUUCUGUCUCACUUCUACAGUUUCAUUAAAUGCUGCACAUCUAUAAACAAUAGGUCUCAGUUGGACUUCAAAUCCUAUCAGCCCCUCUGGUCCUGAAUGUCUGAAUAUGAAAUAAAUAUUCAUAUUUAUUUCAUAUAUCAGACAUAUAAAAAUAAUAAAAUAAAAACCGAUGCCAUAUAAGUCACUUUAUUACCACCAUAGUCAAACAAUGACAUCCCUAUUUUAAAACAUCUUCAGCACUGUUCAGGUUAAAAUACAUGUUCACAUUCUUAGAAUGUAACAACCACCAGAAUAUAAAUAUUAACCUAUUUACAGCCACUGAUCC
Messenger RNA from Betta splendens (Siamese fighting fish), 2063 nucleotides. Its product is annotated as bactericidal permeability-increasing protein-like. Gene Ontology annotation, molecular function: lipid binding. NCBI's taxonomy places the organism in Eukaryota, Metazoa, Chordata, Actinopteri, Anabantiformes, Osphronemidae. The coding region runs from base 457 to 1449 and encodes 330 amino acids. The transcript is spliced from 7 exons. The record is from RefSeq and is a predicted model, not a curated record.